AUGAACACAGAGGUUUCCGAGCGGAAGGCUCGCCGGUACUUUAUCGGCAGCUCGGGUCGGCUAAAAGGAAACAAGGUUACCGUCAGCGAGCCCAAGUCUAGACCGCAGAAGCCAAAGAAAGACGAAGAUACUCACGUCACAGUGGAAUCUCCAGAGUUCCAGUUGUUAGUUAGACUCUAUGUCCCCGCCAAAUUACUCAUCAAGAACAAUAAAGUGCUGCGCAAACAGCUUUCCAACUAUCUUCCCGUGAUUGUCAACGAGACGGUUCCCGAACUCAACUUUGAGCUCCACAUAUUUCUCAGUUCGAUAGUUACAACCUACAUCUCGUCGUGGUAUUUGACCAAGUUGAAUACCGACAACUUCGACUUCUUGGAGGAUGUUUAUGGCAUCCUUUGUGACUUUGUUAAGGAUUUUGCUCGCAGAGUGCUGGCCAUUGUGGAGCUGCCUGAGCUUCUAGAUAUGGUGGAGGAUUGGGCUCACAUUCUAGAUAAUCAUAUCAGGCUGGUGCAGAUCCAGAACGGCGUAUCGUGUUUUGUGGGGGACUACUUGGAGAAAAGCCGUGAUUGUGUUCGUUCAGAGUACGACUUGUCUGUAGAAAGCAUCACAGACCGUUUCUUGCAAGACAGCCAUGUGAUCUUCAGUCAAGACGAUAAUUCACAAGAUGGAGGGUUGCCGAAUUUGGAAACCAACCCUUCUGUUUUCAACUAUGAUCAACGCAGCAAUUCGGAUGACACAAGCGACUCGUUUUUGAACUACUUGCGUGUGACGACUCGCAACAUCCUCGCAGCAACAUUCAGCCAGACUGAAGAAACGUCAUUUGUGGGACAGGGCCCCACCUCCUCGGCGAUCGCCACCAAUCUCUUGGUGAUUGUGGUUGGAGACUUGGUGUUUGAAAAGAUCAUCUCCAAACUAUCGUCUCCGCAGUUUAUCUUGCAGACCGUCAUUGGCAAUAUAGCUGGCGCUCUCGUCAAGACUAAGAAGCCCGUAAACACCACUCCGUUCCACCACAAGAUCUCGUCUGUGCUCCAGAAGGCAUACAUUAGCAUCACCAACAUCACACUUGCAUUCGGAAAACAACGUGAAACAUCACCAGACUCGAGCACUUCGCUACUCUAUUCACCGAUCUUUUCGCUUGUAGACUCCAUCACCAAUAUCACUCAGCGAAAGCCAAUCUUAGCUUAUUUGGCGAAAAUCGGCCGCUCAGUGCUCCUUUCGAGCCAUUCCCUUAGUCGAAAGUUCGAUACCAUUUCCAGGGCUUAUCUAGUGGGAUCCAUUAGGAUGUCUCCAUUGUUGAGAGACAAGUUUCUUGCUGGCAUUGUACAAAAGCUCACCGAUAUCGUGUUUUCUCGGACUCACGACGAUAUUCAGCCAGAGGACAAGAAUGACGAUACCAUCGAAGGUUUGGCUACUGUUUGGCUCUCGCUUUUACAAGGUGACCUACUUCCAGGAUCUCUACGGUGGGUAACUUAUAGUGGAGAAAGCGAGCAAGAUGUCAAAAAGUCGCUAGAGCAGUUUUUCGCCAUUUUUGACACAGACAGCAAAGACCACCGGGGUCCAUAUUCGCCAACAAGCAAGCUAAACAAGCUCUUAAUCAUAAGGCUUUUCGACUCAAUAAUUCUGGCCGUGUACCCGGAGCUAGUGGUCGAACCUGAGUAUUCUGCAGGAACUGUGAGUAGGCGAUAG
Messenger RNA from Sungouiella intermedia, 1683 nucleotides. NCBI's taxonomy places the organism in Eukaryota, Fungi, Ascomycota, Pichiomycetes, Serinales, Metschnikowiaceae. The record is from the annotation of a GenBank genome assembly.